Messenger RNA from Lacerta agilis (Sand lizard), 3087 nucleotides. RefSeq names its product secretogranin III (gene SCG3). Gene Ontology annotation, cellular component: secretory granule membrane. The transcript is spliced from 12 exons. NCBI's taxonomy places the organism in Eukaryota, Metazoa, Chordata, Lepidosauria, Squamata, Lacertidae. The record is from RefSeq and is a predicted model, not a curated record. Gene Ontology annotation, biological process: protein localization to secretory granule. Bases 503 to 1888 code for a protein of 461 amino acids.
UUAUCCAACAGGCUGGGCUGGGCUAGAGAGCUGCGUGUCGGUCCAGGUGGUGCACGCAUGCUCCCACAUCCGCAGCCCCCCUCCCUCCCAUUCUCCUCCCUGAUCUCCUCCCCUUCUUCCUCCUCCCACCCCUGUCCGGAGCUUUCAGCGGGGAGAGGACCUCGCUCGCCUAUCGAUCAGGGCAAGGGAAGAAGAGGAGGAGGCUGAGCAAUAAGGGCUCCAGCCUUAUCCCGGAGCAGUGAGCUGUAGCUGCGGCUUCUGUGAUUUCAGCACCAAGAGUGCUGGACAGCUCCCAUUGCGGCGGGCGAGGCACCGCUGCCAGUUGGGUUCAAUCUAGGUCCGCCAAGGGAGGCAUUGGCACACAAAGCCUGCUGGAAAGGAGGAAGGGAAGCAUUUUUGAUCUUGCUGAAGCAGCCAGGGGAUCCUCUCCUCUCUGGUUUUGCCGCAAGCCUUUCUCCAAAGCCGCGGUCAGAGCAGCAAAGGAGACCUAACACACGGGAGGAUGCUUCUCAAGCUGUCUUUAUUGAUACCAGUGCUGGCACUGAUUGUAGGCCAGGCACAUGGAUUCCCCAAGCCCGAGGGCACUAGAGGAGAUAAAGCUUUACACAACAGAGAAUUAAGUGUAGAAAGACCACUAGAAGAACAGAUUGCUGAGGCAGAGACGGAUAAAAUGAAAAAGCCAGCCUCUACAGACAACAAGCCGGAAUUCAGAAAUUACUCAUUUGCUGAUGACCUGAACCUGCUCAAAUUGGCAGCAGAAAAAGAGAGGAAGGAAAAGGAAAGGCAAUCAAUCAGAAACUCCCUGUAUGACCAACAGCUUGCCCUUGAGGAUACAGAUUCCACCAAGAGCCGGAGGCUGGUUGAUGAUUAUGACUCCACUAAAAGCAGCCCGGACUAUAGAUACCAAGAUGAUCCAGAUGGACUCCACCAACUUGAUGGUACACCAUUAACAGCUGAAGACAUCGUUCAGAAGAUUGCCAUGAGGAUAUAUGAGGAAAAUGACAGAGGAGUCUUUGACAAGAUCGUUUCCAAGCUUCUAAAUCUGGGACUCAUCACAGAAAGCCAGGCCUACACGCUGGAGGAUGAGGUGGCUGAAGUCUUGCAGCAGCUCAUUGCCAAUGAAGCAAACGAUCGCGAAAAGGCAUCUGAAGAUCUUGGUGACAUUCCAACCAGAGCAGAGAGUAAUCCCAAUGAAAAACAGGAGGAAAACAUGGCUACGAAAAAUACUGAUCAAGACGACACAUUGGAUAACACGUGGACUUCCUCCAACAUCUUGGAAAGAAGAAACGAACUGCCUCCUGAGGAUAAUUUUGAAGAUCUCCAGUAUUUCCCUAACUUUUAUGAGCUACUGAAGAGCCUCAACACAGAGAAAGAAGCCAAAGAAAAAGAAACUCUCAUAACGAUCAUGAAGACUUUGAUAGACUUUGUGAAGAUGAUGGUGAAAUAUGGGACAAUCACACCAGAAGAAGGUGUUUCCUACCUAGAAAACCUGGAUGCAAUGAUAGCUCUACAGACAAGAAAGAAACUCGAAAAGCCCAGCACCAAAAACAAGCUGCCAUCAGACAAGAGCACUGAAGAGGCUGACAGCACAAAAGCCGCAGCAGCUAAGAUGGAAAAAGAAUACGAAACGCUGAAGGAUUCGACAAAAGCCGAAGAACAAAACACAGGAAACGACGAGGAGCCCAAAGGGAAAGCAGAGGCAUAUUUGGAAGCCAUCAGAAAGAACAUAGAAUGGUUGAAGAAGCACAACAAGCAAGGAAAGAAAGAAGAUUACGAUCUUUCUAAACUGCGGGACUUCAUCGACCAGCAAGCCGACGCUUACGUAGAGAAGGGCAUCCUGGAUAAAGAAGAGGCAGACGUGAUCAAGCGUAUCUACGGCAGCCUGUAAAGAGCAGAAAAGGGGACGUCUCUUGAAGCUGUAGGGAAUUCUAGUCGAGCUUCACCCACACCUAGUACAACCUCCUUUCUCCCUGCCCUCGCCUCUCAUCCCAAGAUUAUUAGAAAGUAUUCUCUCUGCGUUGUACUGAAUUUAUUCCAGGUGAAAAACCUUGGUUCACAACCCACUAUGACUGCAUCUUCAUUCCCCCCUGCACAUCAACCAUUCCACUUAAGGCAGGGUUUUUUUGCUGCCCACUUUCUAGUCAACAGGGUAAAAUGCUGGCAACAUGUUGCUGUUAGCCUAAUUUUUGACAUCCUCUAGGGAAGGCAGGUGCUUUUGGAGAAGAUCUCUUCCCCCCUCAUGCCCAGCAUCCGCCAACUUCUUCCACCGUUCAGUGGCUUUGUAGAGAUGCCACUCUGUGCAUUUGCAAAGGGCAUUAUUAAGAUGAGAAUGAUGCAACUACAUAUUAAGAAAUCUCACAUUCCGGUUCCAUUUUGUCGUUCAUAUUAUUUUGUGUCAAAGAUGGUCCCAUUUGAAUUCGUUAUGUCGCCAUUUCCUCACUGUUUGGUGCAUUCUGUAUUGUGUCCCUGUCUGUGUGCCAUUGAGUAGCUGCUACAUGUUCGACACACUGCAUCAAGCCUUUAAAAGUAGAUCUUACAGGGAGAAGGAACUGUUUUGUCACGGCAUUGCUAUGGUCAGGUACACCAGCAAUGUUGUCAUUAACACACCUUCAUAGUUCUUUAAUAAGUGUUAUUUCUCUGCAUGUAUAAAGAAUGGAAUUCUUGAUGUGAGUAGCCUAAUGGCACAUGUAAAUAGCUGUUAAUUUAUAAGGAGGAGGAGGAGGAGGAGAAAUUUAAAGAGAAAGCAUUUGAGGAGCCUAGAAUUAGAAGUGUACUUAGGAUGAGCGGUCUCAAUAUCAAUAUAGGUUGCUCAUCACUUCUGCCAGUCAGACCAUGCAAAGUUUCAAACUUUUGGCCUGCAUUGAAGGAAAUUGCUGUUAUACCCUCAAGCUUGUUGGAGAUUGAAUGGCCAUGUAGCACAAUGGGCUGUAUCCAGUGUUAGUCCUACUCAGAGGAGACCCACUGAAGUUAAUAGGCAUGGCUAACUUUUAUUUGUUAAGUUCUGUGGGUCUAGUUCAGGGUUUCCCAAACUUGGGUCUCCAGCUGGUUUUGGACUACAAUUCCCAUCAUCCCUGACCACUGGUCCUG